GCCCUUAGUAUCAUUUGCGUUCAGCUCUGUCAUACACGUUCCUUACGCAUACACAAAUAAAAAAAUAACAUUAAUACAUUUCUUUAGUAAAAAAAAUAAUAAUAUAAACUCGAUGAAUACGAACUUUCGAAUACAUUCGAAAUUUGAAUAUAGGAAGUGUUAAAAGCCAGUAUUUCGUGUGUUUUUUUUUUAUAAAUUUGAAAUAGGUAUAGGUACUCCGAUAAGACAGCUACACUACAAAGCUUUGAAUCAGAAAACAUUAAUUAACUAAAGCGUUUAGAGUCAGUGAUUUGUUUAAUUAAAAAGACACUAUUCAUUUAAGUGAUCACUAGAAUUUAAGUGUAAUUGUUAAACAGUUUAACGUAACGAAAAGUGAUUAGAAAUUGUAUGUUUUUUCUUGUCAGACUUGUUACAAGUUGAUCGAUUUAAAUAGACGAUAUAUUUUGAUAAUAGUUUAUUUAGUAUAAAGUAGAAAAUAAACGGCAGUGCAACAGGUGAUCGAAACGACCACACUUGACAUGAUUCUUUACGAUUUGCAGUUGGAAGCGGGCGCCGGCGAGGGUCCCGGGCCCCCGGUUAAUAACAAUGCAGAAGGUGCGGUGGCGAGUCCACCACGCGACGACAACCACAAUCCACCACAGCCACCACCCUCGCCACGUGCCAGGCCGUUUUACACCUCAGAAGCUCUAAAACUGUACGGAGACAGACUGACAGAAUGGGAGAGGAAUGAAAUCAGAAAAUAUCCCGAGGUGUGGUUUCUGGGCCUGGAGGCGAACAAGAUCCAAGCGAAGUCGAAUCUACCAAAUAACUGCGGUUUCGACGACGAAUACGGCAGUUACAAUAAACAAAUCCACGACCACAUAGCAUACCGAUAUGAGAUUCUAGAAGUAAUCGGCAAAGGUUCCUUUGGCCAAGUAAUCAGAGCGUUGGACCACCGCACCGGCAGUCAGGUGGCCAUCAAGAUUAUCAGGAACAAGAAGCGGUUCCACCACCAGGCCCUAGUCGAGGUCAGAGUGCUGGAUCACCUCAGGCUGAAGGACAAGGAUCAAUCGCACAACGUGAUACACAUGCUCGAUUACUUCUACUUUAGGAACCACUUGUGCAUCAGUUUCGAGCUUAUGAGCAUCAAUUUAUACGAGCUGAUCAAGAAGAACAACUACCAAGGGUUCAGCUUGAGCCUGAUCAGGCGGUUUGCGAGUUCACUGCUCCGGUGCUUGAGGCUACUUGAGGCAGAAAAUAUUAUACACUGCGAUUUGAAACCUGAAAACAUCCUCUUGAAGGCCCGAGGUAGUUCUUCCAUCAAAGUGAUAGACUUUGGCAGCUCGUGUUACACGCACGCGAGGGUCUAUACCUAUAUCCAGUCGCGGUUCUACAGGAGUCCUGAGGUCAUACUUGGACUGCAGUAUGGGACCCCAAUCGAUAUGUGGAGUAUGGGAUGCAUCCUUGCGGAACUCCACACAGGGUACCCGCUGUUUCCCGGUGAGAAUGAAGCGGAACAGCUUGCUUGCAUCAUGGAGCUGCUGGGUCCGCCGCCACCUGAUCUCCUGCUGCACGCCACAAGAAAAAGACUCUUUUUUGAUUCGAAAGGCUCACCGCGCAGUGUUACCAACUCGAAAGGUCGCAAACGAAGACCCGCGUCCAAGACCCUGGCGUCUGCCGUGAGGACUGAUGACCCCGCCUUCUUGCAUUUCUUGCACAGAUGCCUUGAAUGGGAUCCAAAACGGCGAAUCACACCUACGGAAGCUUCAAGACAUGAAUUCGUCACGGGGUGCGCGUUGGGGACUUCUCCUGCGGGAGUACUAGCUUUACCUCGCCUAGCGCCACCCAGGCCCACUCGGAGCGCGUUGCUGCAUUCGCAGUCAGCUGGCGAUGUGGCCGCCAUGUUGGGUAGGGCGUGACCUCGUGACAUUUGAGCUAGAGUUGGUUCCGGCGGGUUAUACCAUAGAUAAUCAUUUGUUUUUUUUUUUUAAUUUAAAUUAGGCAAAAGAGUUUCAAUACAUAGAUAUUAUUACGACCAAUAUUUCAACUGGGAAUCAAAGAGGCGCUAUUAAGUCUACCCAGAUCAGUUUCACAUCAUCAAACUAGUAAAAGAUCUCGCUAUGACAUAACUAGAUGUUUUAAACAUUAGCGUUUAAAUUUUUACGACUGAUGAAGACCAAUUCUAGAUUCCAUUAUCAUAUCUACUACAUAACAGCCAUCCAUUGUUUUAAACCGAGCCAUCAUUACUCAAUAUGCUGAGCUAUAUUAAUCAAGAUAUAACAGAGGUAUAAAUCUGUUAUGCACUACUUACAGCGACGCAUUGACUAUUGCCUAGUUUGCGAUUACUUUUUAAACUAUUACGAAAAUUCGAUCUUGAAUUAUAUCAAGAUUAGUUAUUUGCGUGGAAUAUUAUUGCUAUUUAAUUAUAUAUAUAAAUAUAUUGGAUUGGAAAUAAUAUAUCGGAUAUUAGCCAUCAGACGUAAAUUUCAUUCUUGUAAUGUAUAUCGGUAUUGAAAUAAAAAAAACAAAAAUUGUUGACAAUACUGACAAAAAGUGUUCCAUUUCGUUUACUAAUUGCAUUAAAACUAAAUUCGGUUGAUUUUUAAAUGUCUAUUAAAUUACGUAUUUACAUGUUGCAAUGUUUUUGUAAUUGGAAACGUGGAUUUUUUUUUUAUUUUUAUUCAUUUCAACUACGCAUUCAAAGCGUGAAAUAGAAAAUCUUAUUCCUUUUUUAAAUUUCAGUGCCAAAUUGGAAAUUGUGAAUUGUUGACUGACAGUGAACUGUGCGAAUGUAAAACUAAAUGUGGAAAAGUAGAACUACUGUAUAGAUUUUAGAUAAUGACGUAUAUCUUAAAAAUUGCAUUAAUCUUGAUUAUAAUAUAGUACAAGAUGGUAUACGUCUCAUUAUAUCAUAUCACUGUGAAAUUAGGAAUAUCAGACAUAGAUAUGACAUUAGUCAUAUUUAAAAUUACUAUUAAACACCUACGAGGCGUUUCACAUGAUAAACGUCAUCAUUUAUCUCUAUUUUAGUGCCUGCAUAUACGCUAUAAUAAUUGAUUUUAUUGUUUUAACAGAAAAAUAGCUUAUUUUAUCAACAAGCGUAAAUGUAGGUAUUUAUAAAUGAUUUACAAAUAGUUUGCCCAUUGCCAUAUUUAUACGUUAUCGUAGCACGGCACGGCACAAUAAGAAACGAUUUUAUCGUCACGAUACAAUAGAAAAACAUUAUUUUCACACAAUAACACAUAUUAUAUCGCAACGAUAAAAUCGCGCCGUGCCACGCCAAAUUAUAAUACCUCUUUUGUUUACCUACAAUACCGUAUAUUUAAUUCAAAUGAGUAACUUUAAAGAACACAUAAGUUACUGGUCGUGUUAAAAAUUAAUAUAUACCUAGUAUCAUUGUCUUUGGUAAACUAAGUUGUCAUGUAUGAAUUAAAUAUUAAAAAUGAUUUUUUUUUUUUGUUUUUGGUAGAUGACAAGAACAUAUUAAAAAAGUCAAAUUCCAGACAAAUUAUCUUACUAAAGACUAGGCAGCAUGGUCUCCGACCUUAGCCUAUUCCAUAACGUACUAAACGUACUAAAAAAAAUUAAAUAAGUCAACGUGAAAUAAUGAAUUUCAAUGACAAAAAAUGUGUACCUACAACUACAUAUACAUUUAUAUCUAUAUUUUUAAUUAAGUAGCAAAUGUUUUGUCUUAUUACAGGUUGAUAAUUGCCUAAUUAUGAAAUAUUGUUAUUGAGAAUUAUGUAGUACAAUAUUUCAUUUUCUCAAUCGCUCGAGUUAAUUGAAUCGUGAAAUACGUUUCCAUCUACAACGUUCUAGAAUAAAAGAUAGGGUACAAUAGACAAAUUUGGGUAUUUAGAUUAAAAAGGUGUUAGUAAAUGUACUUAUAUUAUGUAGAAUUUUGUAAAAUCUUUAGAUGAAAUGUUUCUGUGGCUCAUAUUACGACGCACUGGAACUAGUUCCAUUUUUCUAUGAGUACAUACAUACAUACAUAUCUGUCACGCCUGUCUCCCAUUAGGGUAGGCAGAAACAAUGGAACGCCAAAUGCUUCGAUUCAAACAAACCUCUUUCACUUAAUCCACAUUCAUCAAUCUUUUCAUACACGCUCGCCGGUUAGGGGUACUUUUAAUUUGGCCUUUCUUCAGCACGUCGCCUAUUUGAUCGACAUACGUCCGUCUAGGGCGGCCCCUACCGACUUCUCCAUUCGUUCUUGCUCGAUAAAUCUCUUUCGUAAUUCUUCUUUCAUCCAUCCUCUCCAAAUGACCAAACCAACGCAAAUAUUGCGAAUGUUGAAUGUCUAUGAGUACAAUCCUACAAUUUAGAAUUUUUGUUUAUUGGCAAUAAAUAUAAAUAUUUUUUUUUUUAUAUUGCAAUUUUUUUACACUACAAAACUAGUUCUCGUGCAUUGUAAAAUGAAUCAUAUUCGUUGCUUUAAUAUAUGUAUAUUAGGACUCUCACACUGUCAUGAUGUUAGAAGUACUUAGAUAAUAAAACGUGUAAAUGUUUAAACAAAGUAAAAACUAAUUAUUAAUGUAAUAGAUUUGUUGCAUGAUAGAAAUAUCGAUAUUUACAAAAAUAAGGGACCGAUAUAACCCGAAGGAUCGGCAUGCUGUAGUAGCGAUCGGCCGACCAUAGCUUGGCUUGAACCGAUUAACGUGUUGAAGGUUGAUGAUCCCUCACCAGAUGGAGUGACGACCGAUACUUUAAAAUAUUUUAAAUAUUUAAACCUACAUUUGGGAAUUGUAAGUUAUUAAUAGGUUGAUAUAUAAACAUACUUCCCGAUGUCUCAAUCUAAUGGACUCAAAUUUCAUACCUAGAUCUCUCCGCUGUCCGAACUGAAUGCAUUCCCAGUUAUAGCAUAGAAAAAACUAGAAAAAAAAAGAAUUGCAGAGUCAAUGAAUGCAUAAUGGAUCAGGACCAUUUAUUGUAGCCAUUUCCAAGGAAUCCGUUGCUUUAAUUAUAUUUUUUUUAAUUUUUUAAGACACUAUCUAUCGUCUAUGGUUAGAGUGAGAGGUCCGUAAAAAUAGGUCAAUACAGUGUUUACAAUAACAUGUCAUAGACAUUUAUAGAGUAGGUAUAAUUAAAAAAUUCUAUUAUUUUUCCAAAACUUUAACAGAUCUAAAUUGAAUAUAUUUUUUUGUUUUAAAUUGUUUUGUACUAUAUUAGAUAUAAUAAUUAACUUAUUACUACCUAUGGGUAGACUGUCGUCAUAAAAAGAUGUACUUAAUCUAAUGUUCAAUUAGGUAAGAUUCAAUGCUUUAAUAAAAUGGUUAAAUAAUUCAAAUGGUAGUUACAUUAUUUAUAUCUCAAACUUAUAUUAUAUAGAUAGAGUCUCUCCGUAGAAAUGCUUGGAGAAAAGUAAGUCAACUUUUUCAUACAAUUUGGCGUGAUAAAUAGUUAUGAGUGAUUCCUUUAUAACUUCUAUACUUAUUUUGUCUUAUAAUUUUUGCAUCUUUUUAAUGCGUAAAAACUCUUUAUUUAUUAAACAAUUAAAUAUAGAUACGUCAAGAUACAUUGUGUGCGUAAGUAUAAAUAAAACGAGCUAGCUAAUUUAACAAUUAGCUGACAAAAAGUUGACUUGGUUUUGAGACUCAAUAUUCUAUCUAUAUAAUCUAAGAUUUCAAAGUACUUGUUUUUGAUAGCAAGUCACAAUAUUUCUUUAAUAAAUACCAAAGUAAUACUUAAAUAAAAUUAUCGAAAAACAAUCAACUAUUAUAUAUAAUAAGAGUUUUUUGUCAUGUAGAUUCUUUUAGUAAUAAUCAAAAGGAUAGGUAUUAGAAUUUGUACUCAAAUAAAUAAUUUAAUUUUACGUAACAAACAUUUUACAGAUGGUACAUAUUAUGAUAUUAUUAAUGUUUUCCAAAUAUCUUAGUUCUAAUCUUAAGGUUUAACAACUCCACUUGAGUGAUACGUAAAUAAAUAUUAAACAUAAUUUAAUAAAUAUACUUGGUUACCUCAUAAUACGGGCUACGUAUUUAUAUGGAGUAACCAGGUAUAUUAUUCAUUUAAAAUUUUUCCUGAUCAUUCAAUGCCCCAUUAUUAAAGUAAUUAUUUUAAAUUUAUAAUAAUAUAUACGUACACGUGUAUAUUUAAAAUCAAUAUAAAUCAGUCUCUUGCGAUUACUUGAUCACUAAUACACUCCCUAGCUUAAUAGUGGUCAAGAGUGUGACUUCAUACAAAAUUCACUACAUGAGUCUUGAAUACCUCCGUAGAGGCAUAUUAAUUUUGUUGUCAAGCAACUUACUUGUUACUCGCAUGUUUCAAGUAAGAUACGCCAGUGAAAUUACUGUAUACUGUGACUCAUGAUUUACCACGUCACAAGAGAUAGCGAAAUGCAAGAUUUCUCUGGCUUUACAAGUAUUUAUAGAUGUGGUAAUCGAUUAUGACCAGGUGGAUCUUACCUUAGUAGAAAAAAAGUGGGCAUUUAAAUACUCAUUUAGUAUAGUUAAGUAAAUAAAUGUUCAUUUUAUAACACAUUAGUGUAUAUCAACAUACACAAAAACAUGUAAUACACAUCCAUAAAACAUGUACAUGUUUGAAUCGACUUCAAACAGAACAGAGUUUUUUAAUUCGAUUGUAUAUUUUUUAUGUUUGUUUUCCAUAAAUCCAUUAAUUAUAAACCAAUUUGGAAAAUUCUUUUUUCAUCUUGAACUUACAAUACCAUAGAAAUUUUAUCAAAAUCGCUUCCACAGAAGUUUAGUUUUUAAAACAAAAUAACCGGUUAUGCCACAAUUGAAAUCAAAUUUCUUUGCAGAACACGAUUUCAAUUAUAGCUAUAUAGGUGAAAUGUUAUUACAUGUUUUAUUACUUACAUGUUUCAUCAUGAUAUUACAUGUUUCUUUGUUUCUUUCUAUCAACAAACAUGUACCUAAUAUACGUUUUAAACAGCAGACUUGUAUUUUGGUGGUAGGAGGAUUUAUAACACGAGUACGUAAAUUUACAAUUUUAUCAACGAAAUACAAAAUAAACUCAAGUGAGAACACUAUUCGACUGCAAAAUGGUCUAAGAUUGUGUACAUAAUUUUAUUGUUUCGUAGAUUAUAAAUAGGCCAAGCCAAACUGUGAAUUGACGUAAGGGUUCAGUAUAGUGUUAAUGUAUAAUUUAUUAGUGAACUAUAUUUGUGAUUCUCAUAAGACUAGCUUUAGAAAAUGAUUGUUAAACCUCAAUAUAUAAGUAUUUAUCAUAUAUGUAUUAAAUAAAUGUUUGUUUCGAUUGAAUCGUCAUAUUAAAGUUCUUCCAAGUGAUCC
Messenger RNA from Galleria mellonella (greater wax moth), 7226 nucleotides. It is a transcript of the gene Dyrk2, whose product is annotated as dual specificity tyrosine-phosphorylation-regulated kinase 2. The record is from RefSeq and is a predicted model, not a curated record. Gene Ontology annotation, cellular component: nucleus. NCBI's taxonomy places the organism in Eukaryota, Metazoa, Arthropoda, Insecta, Lepidoptera, Pyralidae. Gene Ontology annotation, biological process: peptidyl-threonine phosphorylation; peptidyl-serine phosphorylation. The transcript has 9 exons. Bases 519 to 1898 code for a protein of 459 amino acids. Gene Ontology annotation, molecular function: ATP binding; protein serine/threonine/tyrosine kinase activity; protein serine/threonine kinase activity.